UAUGGGGUGUCAUUAUCAUACAACUACCUAAAAUAGUCUAUACUAUACUAAUAAUGUAACCCAAUCUUUUCCUUGUGAAUAGCCAGCGGUCCGACCGUUACUCCAUCCGCUCCUCUCUUUGUCAUCUUCAUAAAUAAAAACGGUACCUUUGCACCAAAUUGAUCAAAAUCCUUCAAAAAUGGCUCCUAACAAAGAUCUCCAAUCAACUACUCCCAUAUCCACACCAAAACUAGCUCUAUCUUCACUACCAAUUAAACCGUCUUUCGAUACCCCAGGCUCCAUAACGCCCCCAUUCGGAACGUCAAUUUCCAUUCCUUUUCAAUGGGAAGAGAUCCCGGGAAAGCCCCGAACCGGGAUUUCCAAUUCUGGUCAAAACCCAGUUCGGGACUUUCAUAAACCGUCUGUAGUAAGGUGCUUGGAACUCCCUCCGAGACUUAUGAUUAUUAAUGAAUCGGCCAAAAUGACCGGUUUGCCCUCCCCGACAACAGUUCUAGAAGGGCCUGAUCAUGACCUUGGCUCGAAUUCAUCAUUUUGUACUAAUAGUAAUAGUAUGAGUGGAAGGUUGGUGAGGAAAGACAAGAAAUGGAAAUUGGGAAGUUCUUGGAGGUGGGGGAGUUUUAGGGAGGUGAAUGGAUUAUCCGACGACAUUUCAUCGUGUAGUAGGAUAGUCGAUGAUGAGAGUAAGACCACGAAUGUGAAGUUGAGAAGAAGGAAGAGUUUUGUCGAUAAUUUUGUGAAUAUGCGAGAAAGACUUAAGCAAGCGAUGCCCUGGAGACAUAAACAACAUUGAGAGUAGUAAAUUGUUGGAUUAAUUCCAUUGUUACUUAAUACAAUAUGACUUAAUAUCAUAUGGGCAUUAUAUGAUUAUGCUUUAUUAUUAUAUAUAUUGGUUAAUUUUGGCAAAUUAAUUUGAUUUUAUUGAUAAAUAUAA
Molecule: messenger RNA, 931 nt
Organism: Impatiens glandulifera
Lineage: Eukaryota; Viridiplantae; Streptophyta; Magnoliopsida; Ericales; Balsaminaceae
Exons: 2
Coding region: 179-790 (203 amino acids)
Source: RefSeq, a predicted model, not a curated record